Molecule: messenger RNA, 4795 nt
Organism: Trachemys scripta elegans
Lineage: Eukaryota; Metazoa; Chordata; Testudines; Emydidae
Gene: PABPC1L
Product: poly(A) binding protein cytoplasmic 1 like
Exons: 14
Coding region: 1438-3345 (635 amino acids)
Cellular component (GO): nucleus; cytosol; ribonucleoprotein complex
Molecular function (GO): poly(U) RNA binding; poly(A) binding; mRNA 3'-UTR binding
Source: RefSeq, a predicted model, not a curated record
UGCAAAGUAGAUGUGUUCCAGCCAGAGUUAAAGUAAAGCUACCCUGGGCUUAAGACAUUGAAAACCCAUGUUAGAAGUUUUUCUGUGUAUCUGGUAAGGGGUGAAGAUUAAAACCUGCGUAAGAGCCCAGGUUAACCGUGCAAUUAAAGACAUACUCUCCCAGACAUCCGAUUCCAGGAAUCUUGAUAAGAGUACGUCAUGUGGUGGGUUGGAGGUGCAGUGAUUCUUGGACUGAUAACCUCUCCUGGCAUCUUGUUCUCACUGCAUUGGUCCAUGGUACCAGAACAAAUGGUGGUUGUACCAUGCCUAGAAACCUUGGUUACACUGGUUGGUGCCUCAUCAUCAGCCAUUUAUUUCAGUCCAUUAUUUUUCUUUGAUAUUCUGCCUGAAAGCCUUUGUUUAAUUUUUGCUAGUGUUCGAGUGGAACAUGGAAUAGUUUUGUUUGGGCCUCAGUCCUCUGAAGUGAGGGGCUGGGUUGUCAGGGAUUGCUAGGAUAUCUGUGCCCACUAUCCUUCCCUUAAGGAUCCCUCUGGGGGGGGACAGGGGACUAUUAGCGUCAUCUCUGUUGUAUAGCAGGGGAAGUACAGUGUGUGACUUGCCCAAGGUUGUACAGGCUCUGCCACUUUACCCUACUCCCACAAAUUCUCCCCCCCCCCCCAACUAUUUAGCCUUUCCUUAAGAGACCAUUUGCCAGCCUCCAACUUCUACAGCAUGUAUGUCUGUCCUAUAUCCUUCUAGAUCUAUGACAAAACAUACACAAUGGCUCCCAAUGCACUCUGCUUCAGCAACAUUGAAUCUUGCAGUGUGAUGUCACCCUGGAAUAGUACAAUAUACAGUGAUACUGAAAGCUAUGAUGUCAUACUACGAAUGGUAACACCUUCAUAGGAAACGUCUAUUACAGAAAAUGCCCUCCAUGGUCCUUGGAUUUGCUUUUCUGCCUGAAGAACAGGGGAAGAAAACUAAUACAGUAUAAGGGAUUAUAAUACAAAUCCAUUGGGUUGUUUUGCUUACCGUGGAAUGAAAUUCCAUUUGGCAUCUCUUAAAAUAACGAACAACACCCCAGCUGAGUAUCCUAUUGUCGUAUAGCUUGCUCAAGCUGGGGAACAGGGUUCUGGUAAUAUACAUAAACCAUUCAAGCUUUACAUUAUCAAUAUAAGUGAGAGCAAAGCCUUAUUGAAAAUACUGGGUCUGUGGUAUACCUGGAGGGUAGUUCAGUCCUGAUGUGUUAGUAGAGAGAACUUAUGGAUUCUGCAUUCUAUUCUCUGCACUGCAGCCAACUUCUUUCUAGGCAACUGAGGGUUUGGGAUGAGACUUUAAUUGGUGGUUGCUGCAUGUAACCAAAGUCCAUAUUCUAUUAUCUUGGCACAAAAAUAUUUUCUGUGCCACAGUAAGUAACUAGGUCUUGCUUCACUUUAAAGUUAAGCUUUGUGGUCGACCAUGAACGCUAGUGGCCCUGGAUAUCCAUUAGCUUCUUUGUAUGUGGGAGAUCUUCACCCAGAUGUGACCGAAGCCAUGCUGUAUGAGAAGUUCUCACCUGCUGGACCGAUCAUGUCCAUCAGAGUUUGUCGGGAUGUUGCCACACGUCGAUCGCUCGGUUAUGCCUACAUAAAUUUUCAGCAGCCCGCUGAUGCUGAGAGGGCUUUGGACACCAUGAAUUUUGAAGUGAUCAAAGGUCGGCCCAUUCGAAUCAUGUGGUCCCAGCGAGACCCUGGCCUCAGGAAAUCAGGGGUUGGGAAUGUCUUUAUCAAGAAUCUGGACGACUCCAUUGACAACAAAGCCUUGUACGAUACGUUCUCAGCCUUUGGGAAUAUCCUUUCUUGCAAGGUGGUUUGUGAUGAGAACGGAUCCCGCGGUUAUGGCUUCGUUCACUUUGAGACUCAUGAGGCAGCGAAUCGGGCCAUUGACACCAUGAACGGGAUGUUGCUCAAUGACCGCAAGGUCUUUGUCGGCCAUUUUAAAUCCCGCAGAGAGCGGGAGGCAGAAUUUGGGGCACGGGCGAUGGAAUUCACCAAUGUCUUUAUCAAGAACUUUGGGGAUGAUAUGGAUGAUGACCGACUGCGGGAAAUAUUCUCCAAGUUUGGGAAGACACUGAGUGUCAGAGUUAUGAUGGACGACACUGGUCGCUCGAAAGGGUUUGGGUUUGUCAACUUUGAGAAGCACGAAGAAGCCCAGAAGGCUGUGGCAGACAUGAACGGGAAGCAGAUCAAUGGCCGGAUGGUGUACGUUGGCCGAGCUCAGAAGAGGAUGGAGCGUCAGAGCGAACUGAAGCGUAAAUUUGAACAGAUCAAACAGGAAAGAGUGAGCAGAUACCAGGGGGUAAAUUUAUAUGUGAAGAACCUGGAUGAUGGUAUUGAUGAUGAGCGGCUGAGGAAGGAGUUCUCUCCAUAUGGUACCAUUACUAGUGCAAAGGUGAUGACAGAGGGUGGACACAGCAAAGGGUUUGGGUUUGUAUGUUUUUCCUCCCCAGAAGAGGCUACCAAGGCCGUGACGGAAAUGAAUGGACGGAUCGUCAGCACCAAGCCUUUGUACGUUGCCCUCGCUCAAAGAAAGGAGGAAAGAAAAGCGAUUCUCACCAACCAGUAUAUGCAGAGAUUGGCCACCAUGAGGGCCCUGCCUGGCCCUCUCCUUGGCUCCUUCCAGGCACCCACGGGGUACUUCUUGCCUGCCAUCCCACAGCCACAAACCAGAGCUACUUUCUACAGUCCUAGCCCAGUUGCCCCAGUCCGUCCUGCCCCUCGGUGGAGCGCGCAGCCCUCCAGGCCUCCCUCCGCCUACCACACGGCUACCCCAAUCCUGAGGGCUGCAGCUCCACCCAGGCGCCUGCUAUCCAACAUCAGCACCAUGAGACAGGCAUCUACCCAGGUGCCCCGAGUGCCACCGCAUGCCCAGAGAGUGGCCAACAUAGGGACCCAGACGCUUGGUGCCCGUGCACCCAGCUCACCAUCCCUGCCGCGGGGUGUGCCACAGUAUAAGUACUCCUCAGCAGUGAGGAACAUCCAGCCGAUGGGAAGCGUGGCACCUAUGCUGGUACAACAGGCUGGAGAACCUGCUGUUCAUAUUCAUGGGCAGGAGCCUCUGACUGCAUCCAUGCUCGCUGCAGCUCCUCCUCAGGAGCAGAAGCAAAUGCUAGGUGAACGCCUUUAUCCCCUAAUCCAUGCCAUGCACGCCUCCUUGGCUGGGAAGAUCACAGGAAUGCUGCUGGAGAUUGAUAACUCGGAGCUGCUGCUUAUGCUGGAAUCGCCAGAAUCCCUCCACUCCAAGAUCGAGGAAGCGGUUGCAGUGCUCCAAGCACACCAGGCUACUGAAUCAUCGCUUAACAGCAGUGCUGCAACAUUCCUCCUAUGAGACCCAGGUAGGUGUGGAAGGCUGUGCUGGUCUCAUGGCAGGGUAUAAUGUGGAGAAGGGUCCCUUUCUGCCUGGAAUGUGAGCACCAGAGAAGUCUUGUCAAGAUCAGCCAAGUUGGACUUGGGAAAGCAAUGGGUGUGUUUUAUUUGUCUUGGACCCAUACUUCAAGCUUAAUUCCUUUAUAUAAACCAAUGCCUCCUGCUAUUUUCCAAAACUUGAUGAUUGUACCAGAGAAAAAUUAAUGCUAAGCAGUUAAUUUCAAUGUAAAUCUGGGGAGGCAACUUGGAGGUGAAAAAUAAAGCAAUCUGGCUUUUCUUGUAGCCCUCAUGGAAUCUGAUGCAAUCAUUCCUGAUGCCUUUACAUGGGAUCGCAGUAUAGCUUAACCCAGUGGUUCUCAAACUUCAUUGCUCCAUGACCCACUUCUGACAGAAAAAAUUACUACACGACCCCAGGAGGGGGGACUGAAGCCAGUGUCUGCCCGAGCCCCACCACCUCGGGCAGAGGGACAAAGCCAACACCCAAGAGCUUCAGCCCCGGAGGCUGUAACUUGAACCCCACCACUCAGGGUUGAAGCCCUUGGGCGGUGGGGCUCAGGCUUCAGCUUUUGCCCCAGCAAAUCGAAUGCCACCCCGGUGACCCCAUUAAAAUGGGGUCUUGGCCCACUUAGGGGUCCUGACCAGAGUUUGAGAACUACUGGCUUAACCUAUUAUUCUCCUUAGAAUCUUAGAGCCUCUAAUCUGGAUCUAUUAGCAGUGAUCAUGCCCCAUCCCAGUACAACUCCAGCAGAAGCAUCCAGCCUUCCUGUUUGGUAACCGAAAACAAAUGUGCAGAACUUCUAGGCACCCCUUUGUAAGAUAAAGUUUGGUCAUGCAGUUUGCUUGCUCUCACUGGUCACUUAAUUCAAAUUCAGUAUUGGUAUGUGAACUCUAGGCUAACUUAGACUGAGCUUUUGUGUCUGACAUGUCUAAAGUGUAUAUUUGUUGUAGAGGAGGGACUGUGAAGAAUGCUUGGCUCUGAAGAUAAAGCAACUACAACCCUGACAUGCAUCCCCACAUAUAUUGGAAGCAUUUAUUUAUUUUUUCUGUGUACAGACAGCGACACUGACUUGCAUUCAAAGCCCAGCGUUACUUUUUCUUUGUGCGUCAACAACUUUGCAAAAUGAUUUUUCCCCAUAAAUGAACUGCAUCUAUGUAACACUGUCCAUGAGCUCUCUUCUGGCAAUCCUCACUGCUGACAGCAGGUAGUGAAAAUGUUAACAAGGGGGGCAAAUGGUAGAAUGACAACCUCUCCUUGUGAGUGGCGAGGAGGGAGACACGAUUGAUUCAGUUGUAGUGUUCCACGAGAUAACAAAUCAUCAGAGCUUGUCAUUUUUAGUAAGUUCUAUUUGGUUCUGUAAUGUUUUAUUUGUUCUUGUGGUUGACACCAUAAACAGCUGAUACAUCCACCCUCA